Messenger RNA from Protobothrops mucrosquamatus (brown spotted pit viper), 1625 nucleotides. RefSeq names its product UBX domain protein 2A (gene UBXN2A). The transcript has 7 exons. Gene Ontology annotation, cellular component: nucleus; cytosol. NCBI's taxonomy places the organism in Eukaryota, Metazoa, Chordata, Lepidosauria, Squamata, Viperidae. Bases 308 to 1078 code for a protein of 256 amino acids. Gene Ontology annotation, biological process: autophagosome assembly; nuclear membrane reassembly; proteasome-mediated ubiquitin-dependent protein catabolic process. Gene Ontology annotation, molecular function: ubiquitin binding. The record is from RefSeq and is a predicted model, not a curated record.
UUACGCAAUCGAUUCGAAAUAGCGCAGAGUGGCGGCCGCCGGCUUCUCCCCUUUGGGGAGGGGAAGUAGGUGCGUACCGUAGGAGGGAGCGACGCACCGGCCUUAGAAAAGCAGCCAGGGUCUUCCGCAGCUUGGGGCGGAAUUCGCGGGACUCGAGCCGUUAUGCAAAGAAAGCCCAGGAGCGCGAAAGUUAGCACCAGUGGCAGAAGGAGGGGCGGCUCUCUCAUCGAGCGGGACGCGUGACUCGACACCUGGACGGGCCGCGGGAGUUCACGGGUUUGAUCAAGUUGCGUGAAGGUGGAAGAAAAUGCAAGAACUUGACAAGAUUGAAACCUUGAAUCCAGAAUGGAUUUGCCAACCCAAAACUGAGGGCCAAAUUCAGAAUGGUACAGAGCAGAUUAAUUGGGAUGAUUGUGUUGAUAAUCUUUUUAAAGAAGCUCAGAAAGUUGGGGCCGUAUGCUCAGAGCACAUUAAGGCUGAUACAGUUAUUACAUUAUGGAAAAAUGGGUUUACAGUAAAUGAGGGUGAACUCCGAAGUUACACAGAUGUUGCAAACCAGUGCUUCUUGGAUUCCAUUAAAAAGGGAGAGAUGCCUCUUGAGUUACAGAAGAUCUGUGACAAAGAAGAGGUGGAUGUGAAGAUGGAUGAUAAGAAGGAUGAGUUAUAUACGUCGCCGAAGGCAGUAUUUCAUCCUUUUUCUGGACCAGGAUAUCGGUUAGGAAGUGCUACACCUAGAAUAAUCUCCAAAGUAAAAAAAAAAGUUGAAGAAACUGAAAAGAGAAAACCAACAGUAGUGCUAAGUAAUUCAGAACCUAUCACUAGAAUCCAGAUUUGGUUAGCAGAUGGAGCAAGGAUAGUACAAAACUUCAAUAUUUCUCAUAGAAUAAGCCACAUCAGAGACUUCAUAAUUGAUUACCAGAGACAUCAAGGAAGGAGACCUUUCACCCUGACUACAUCACUUCCUUUUCAAGAGUUGUUGAAUGAAUCUCUCACACUAGAGGAAGCCAACUUAAAAAAUGCUGUUGUUGUGCAAAGACUUAAAAAUAAUAUUGAACCUUUCCGGAGUUUCUCUUCCUAGCAUUUUCUACCUAAAAGAAAGAACAGUUGCAGGAAAGGUCUUGGAAAAGUGGAAGACAAUAUCCACACAAUAGGUCCCCAGUUGUGACUCUUUUAAUGUAGAACAUCCAACUGUUAGUUGAGUGAUUUUAGCUGAAUCACUUCCACUUAUGAAUAGCAGUAAUUUCUGUGUUUUAUGUGAUAUCUACAGUGCUGCUUUGAAAGGGCGUGCAAUAUAUGCUGCACUAAAGCUACCCCAAAGUUUUUUGUUUGUUUUAAAUAGCCUGGCAGAAAGUAGUAGAGCCAGCCCUCCUGAACUCUGGGUAUUCUGUCACCAGUAAAGGAACAUUUUAGGGAAAAUCUUGAACACUUCUGUAAGUUUGAAGUUGAAAAAAAUUUGAAAGCACAAUUUGACUUCAUUCUUUACUUGUAUAUGUUAUAGUUAGAUAUAUUUUAUUCUAUCAAUGCUACUGUUUGAUAGUGACACAAAUUAAUAUAUAAAUUUCAUAUAUACAGAAAAAUACCACAGGUAAACAGUCUUUAAGCAUAAUGACUGUUUCUUUUGAAAA